CUUUUUAUUGAGGAAGAAAAGCACUUUUAUUUACUUGGGUAUAUCUCUCUUUUCACAUUUGUCUCUGGCUCUUUUGGGUUUGGGAUAUUUCUUCCAAAAUGAAGACUUUCAAGUUUCAACCAUGGUUCUGCACUAGCGGAUUCAAAGAGUAGGCCGUGUCUCUGUAGUCUCUUUGUUGUAGCUUCCUUGAUUUGUGGUGCUUACUUCAUUAGUAGUGCACUCAACUCAGAGGAGUAUAAAGAAAGAGUAUCAAGAUGCAAGGUGAUUAAUAUAUUGCAGAAUGCAAAAUCAAAUAAAUGCAUGCAACAAUGCAGAGCUCCUGGAAGUGAAGCAUUACCUAAAGCAUUACCUAAAGGAAUUGUUGCAGAAACAUCUAACUUGGAGAUGCGACCUUUAUGGAGUUACCCUGUGGAAAAUGUCAAUUCAAAGAAAUCUAAGAGCUGUUGGAUUUAAGCAAAAAGACAUUGUGGAUCAAAUUGUUAAAAAGCUUCCUUCUAGUGAUUUUGUUGUGACGCUUUUUCAUGACGAUGGUGCUGUGCCUGUGGAUGAAUGGAGUGAUUUGGACUGGAGCAACAAAGCCAUACGUGUGUCUGCAGUAAAUAAAAAAAAAAGAGGUGGUUUGCUGAACGUUUCUUGCAUUCAGACAUUGUUGCUGAAUACAAAAUAGAUAUUCCUUUGGGAUGAGGACCUUGGAGCAGAGCAUUUUAAUCUAAAACGUUAAGGCAUAACCAUGUUCUGCACUGAGGGCUGUCAAUGGGAUUUGAUGUUCCCUAAAGUUAAAGUUUGGGAGAAGAUUGAUACAGUCUCCUUGUGGUUCAUUUUCACUGUUACUUUUCCUUCUGGACAAACUACGGAUUCCAAUCUUGAACGCGAAACAUAUCAUAUCUCUUGCAGAUACUCGGACUAUUGUUGAAGAUGAAGGACUUGAGAUAUCACAACCAGCGCUAGAUCCUAGGCCCUCCCCUGCUACUGGAUUAGAAGGGAUUGCAUUAAUAGAAUCCAGAAAACAUC
Molecule: messenger RNA, 1011 nt
Organism: Rubroshorea leprosula
Lineage: Eukaryota; Viridiplantae; Streptophyta; Magnoliopsida; Malvales; Dipterocarpaceae
Source: the annotation of a GenBank genome assembly